Molecule: messenger RNA, 699 nt
Organism: Aspergillus versicolor CBS 583.65
Lineage: Eukaryota; Fungi; Ascomycota; Eurotiomycetes; Eurotiales; Aspergillaceae
Exons: 3
Coding region: 78-497 (139 amino acids)
Source: RefSeq, a predicted model, not a curated record
GAAAUCUUUCUUCUCAUGAAGACUCCAGUCUCAACGAGAAUCAAACAAAACCCUCGGUUUCACUUUUCAGCACCAAAAUGAACCUCCAACUCGCCACAGCCCUAACCUUCCUCACCCUGGCCCUAGCCAUGCCUGCUCCCGAGGCAGAGCCAGAAAACCCCAUGCCCGUCCCCAUCGCCAACCCCAUCGAAAACGAAAAUGAGCCCCGCGACAUCCGGCCUGCAGCUCUGGGUCUCGAAAAACGCGCCAGAGUCAGCUGCAAGAUCGUCAACACCGAUUCGGCUGCCGUGAACUGUCGUUACAAGCCUAGUCUGUCUUCGUCUGUUAUCGCGCGUAUACCUAGAGGGUCUACGCAUACCUUCUAUUGCUAUAAGAGGGGGGAUUGCUAUAAUGGUAACUGUACCUGGGAUCAAAUGUUUUACAGAGAGCAAAUCUGUUAUAUCAAUGGAUAUUACACUGGUAGCAGCUGCACUGCUAAGGCUCUCGGGGUGUGCUAGGUGGAGCCCUGGACCCAGAUAUAUAUGUAUAUAAUGCUAGGAAGUUGGACCUGGCAAGCGCGGAUCAUCAAGCCAAAGUCCAAAACGAAAGAGAGGUAAUAACAGAAAUUUUGAUAUUGGGAUGUGUUCCUGAAGCGAAGAGACAUCAUCGAACAUACCUAACCGUAUAUAUCUAUUCCAAUAAAAAGUUCAAUCAACCCUG